AUGUCUUCUUCCAACAACUUUGACCGAUACCGACCACCAAGAGAAGCACCCGCUCACCCGCCAAAACCGCCGUUUAUCGCAGAGUACAACAACACUUCGCAGUCGUCAUCGCCUGCUACUACUGGGAGAAGGCGCGAGGGAGGAGGAGGAGUGCCGCCUGCUGUACCGUCGCCUCCGGUUUAUUCCUCCAGGACAUCGCCGCCGCCGCCGCCGCGACCGCUGCGGAGCGCCCCCUCGCCUGCCAUGUCUAGCCCGCAGAGGUCGCAGCAGCAGAGGAGGGAGCAGUGGCUGUUCACGCUGGACGAGGUGAAGAGCACGCCAAGCAUCAUGGACGGGCUGCCGAUUGGGGAGGAGAGGUUGAGGAGGGCGAAGGGGGUGAAUUUUAUUUACCAGGCGGGCAUGUUGCUGGAGCUGCCGCAGAUUACGAUUUGGGUGGCGGCGGUGUUUUUUCAUCGGUUUUAUAUGCGGUAUAGCAUGGUUGAGCAGAAUGGGGGCAUACAUCACUAUGUAAGGAGGGUUUUUAUAUUCCUGGGAGAGUUGGAUGAAACCGAACUAACCACGAGGAAAAAUGAUUUAGAAUAUCGCCGCCACGUCGUUGAGUACUGGCGGUGGCGGGAUUCGAUCCUUGCGUUUGAGGAGAUCAUGCUCGAGACGCUUACCUUCGAUCUCAUGAUUAAUAACCCCUACGGCGAGAUUUUUGACCUGCUGGCGGAGCUGGAUCUGAUCAAAAACCACAAGCUGCGGGAUGGGGUCUGGGCUUUUUGCAACGACGCGUGUCUGACGGUGCUGCCGUUGGUGUUGAGCACGAGGGAGGUGGCCAUCUCGGCGAUUUUCUUCUCGGCGACGGUGAACAAGGUGCAGAUUGGGGAUGUGAGGGGCCAGAGCUGGUGGGUGUACUUGGGGGGGACGGAGGAGAUGGCGGCGUUGGGGGUGAAUUUGAUGUGUGAGUUUUAUAGGGAGAACCCGCUGCGGAAGCAGGAGAAGCGUCCUCCCAGUCCGGAGUUUAGGCUGGAGAGCACGAGGAGGAGGGGGGAUGUGGCUUUUGGGCUUGGGGGGAUGAUGGAGGUUGAUAGUCCGGGGACUGGGACGCCGACGCCGGUGGGGACAGAUAGGGCUGGGACGCAGAGUCCGGGGCGGGGGAGGGUCAAUGGGAACGGGGUUGUCAAGGAGGAGGAGGGGGGGGUGAAGAGGGAGGGGUCGUCGUCGGCCGAGGAAAGGAGGGCGGCGGCUGUUAGGGCGAGUGUGGAGAAUGGGGAUUCGGAUGCGGCGUUGAAGGCUGCGGCGAAUGAGUUGGGGGUUCAUGAGAAUGGGGAUGGUGGUGGUGGGGGGUUGGUGUCCCCUGGGCCGAUGCUGGCGGCGAUCAAGAGGAAGAGUGCCGAGUUGGAGGAUGCGGUGGAUGCUGCGGAGAGGGAGGCGAAGAAGAUUAAGUUGCAGGAUGAUGAGGAUGAGGGGGAGAUUAAGGGGUCUUGA
Podospora anserina S mat+ is the source of this 1470-nucleotide messenger RNA. RefSeq lists its product as uncharacterized. The record is from RefSeq and is a predicted model, not a curated record. Gene Ontology annotation, cellular component: nucleus; cyclin/CDK positive transcription elongation factor complex. The transcript is spliced from 2 exons. Gene Ontology annotation, biological process: regulation of transcription by RNA polymerase II; positive regulation of DNA-templated transcription, elongation. Gene Ontology annotation, molecular function: cyclin-dependent protein serine/threonine kinase activator activity. Bases 1 to 1470 code for a protein of 489 amino acids. Lineage: Eukaryota; Fungi; Ascomycota; Sordariomycetes; Sordariales; Podosporaceae.